AUGAUAAUGGGCGUGCAUCUUCCAUUCACCAUGCAGCAUUCUAUGUUCACAUUGUGCCUAUCUAUCUAUCUAUCUAUCUAUCUAUCUAUCUAUCUAUCUAUCUAUCUAUCUAUCUAUCUAUCUUUGUGCCGGGAUAUGUCUUCAUCCCUUAACUCUUAUAAGCGAGAAAAGUCUUUAUUCCUUAAGUCACUUCUCUCACUCUUUGAUUUUCUUCUUGCUUAUCAUCUGAUUUUUCCUUUAACUCUGCUCUUUACACCCACCUCCUUUUUCGGCUCUUGUUUCUGUACCUCCUCCCGUCAUUCAAACCUCAAAGAUCUUCUCACCCUAACUCUUUUUUGCUCUUACUGUUUUCUCUUAGGGUUUACUGAUUUCUUCCUUUUCAUCUUUUUCUUGCUUCUUCUUGUAAUUUGUACUGCAGCAGCAACUGCUAAAACAAUGAAAGCCAAUGCAAAAUUUAAGGCCAACCGACUUCAAGUUGACAAGACGUGUUGGCAGACAGCUGUCAAGCUGUGA
This is a messenger RNA of Acanthosepion pharaonis, 513 nucleotides long. NCBI's taxonomy places the organism in Eukaryota, Metazoa, Mollusca, Cephalopoda, Sepiida, Sepiidae. The record is from the annotation of a GenBank genome assembly.